AUGGCGUCCGACGGGGACUGGAAGCGGCUGUUCUAUGUGCGGCGCACGGUGCUGCAGAUGCUGCGAGACCGAGGGUACCUGGUGGCGGACGCCGACAUCGAGCUGACCGUGGCCGCGUUCCUCGAGCGCUACGGCGACCCCGUCAGCCGCGACGACCUCACCAUCCACUGCGCCAAGAAUGAAGACCCCAACGACCAGGUCAACGUCUUCUUCCUGGACGAGUCCAAGUCCGGCCUGGGCGCGGUCAAGACCUGCGGCGACAAGAUGAAGCAGGGGGGCGUCACGAACGGCAUCCUCGUCCUGCAGAAGGCCCUGAGCGGGCCGGCCCGGACCGAGGUCCUGCAGAGCAAGAAGUACCGCCUCGAGGUCUUCAAGGAAAGCGAGCUCCUCGUGAACAUUACGGAGCACCAUCUCGUUCCCAAGCACGAGCUCCUGUCAGACGAGGAGAAGAAGGAGCUGCUGGAGAAAUACAGUGCCAAAGAAAUCCAGCUCCCUAAGAUUCAAAUCAUGGAUCCGGUAGCAAGAUACUACGGCAUGAAGCGUGGGCAGGUUGUGAAGAUCACCCGGAAAAGUGAGACCGCUGGAGAAUAUGUGACCUACCGCUAUGUUAUCUGACCCUCAAUAGGUUAUCAAAGCUUGAAAUUCUGCGCCAGCACUGCCAGUUGAAAAUGCUUUCUUCCAAUGCUAAUUCUGGUCAAGCACGUGCUCUUGAGGAGGAACCGAAGUGCUUUCUGAAGUGCCUUGGCAAUUUCGACAUGGUGCUGCUAUCUAGCUCUAGACAUCGGUUUCUGUAGAUGUGUUUGUUGAUGCUAAAGUGCUAAAUCACUCUUUGACUACAUGAGAUGGUCGAGCCCUCCCGAAAUUCAGUUACUUGUGCGCCCCUCUAUUUUGACGAAAUUGUAUGAGCACAUA
This is a messenger RNA of Lolium rigidum, 912 nucleotides long. Its product is annotated as DNA-directed RNA polymerases II and IV subunit 5A-like. Gene Ontology annotation, biological process: DNA-templated transcription. The coding region runs from base 1 to 615 and encodes 204 amino acids. NCBI's taxonomy places the organism in Eukaryota, Viridiplantae, Streptophyta, Magnoliopsida, Poales, Poaceae. Gene Ontology annotation, cellular component: RNA polymerase III complex; RNA polymerase I complex; RNA polymerase II, core complex. The record is from RefSeq and is a predicted model, not a curated record. The transcript is spliced from 4 exons. Gene Ontology annotation, molecular function: DNA-directed RNA polymerase activity; DNA binding.